Messenger RNA from Aquila chrysaetos chrysaetos, 3124 nucleotides. RefSeq names its product G protein-coupled receptor 50 (gene GPR50). Gene Ontology annotation, cellular component: membrane. The transcript is spliced from 4 exons. The record is from RefSeq and is a predicted model, not a curated record. Lineage: Eukaryota; Metazoa; Chordata; Aves; Accipitriformes; Accipitridae. The coding region runs from base 12 to 665 and encodes 217 amino acids. Gene Ontology annotation, biological process: G protein-coupled receptor signaling pathway. Gene Ontology annotation, molecular function: melatonin receptor activity.
UAGAGGCGCGCAUGGAGCGAGCGGGGAGUAACGGGAGCUGCCCGGGCUGCCGGCUGGAGGAAGGUCCGUCGGUGCGGGCCGCUACCGCCCUGGCGGCCGUGCUUAUCUUCACCAUCGUGGUGGACGUGCUGGGCAACGCGCUCGUCAUCCUCUCGGUGCUGAGGAAUAAGAAGCUCCGGAACGCCGGCAACAUCUUUGUCGUCAGUUUGUCUGUCGCAGACCUUGUAGUUGCGGUUUAUCCAUACCCUCUGAUCCUGAGUGCCAUUUUCCAUAAUGGAUGGACCAUGGGAAAUGUUCAUUGCCAGAUAAGUGGGUUCCUGAUGGGCUUAAGUGUCAUCGGGUCCAUUUUCAACAUCACGGCGAUUGCAAUCAACCGCUACUGCUACAUCUGCCACAGCCUUCGGUAUGACAAGCUCUUCAACCUGAAGAACACCUGCUGCUAUCUUUGCUUGACCUGGACACUCACAGUGGUGGCAAUUGUGCCAAACUUCUUCGUUGGCUCCUUGCAGUACGACCCCCGGAUUUACUCCUGCACCUUUGCCCAGACGCUGGUGUUGCUGGGCCCCUCACUGAAGGAAGGAGUCUGCUUCUCACGCAAGGAAGGAGUCUGCUACCUUUCAUGCUUAGCUUAUGGCUGCGACAUCAAGGCUUUGACUUCAUUGUGAAUUCAUCUCCUUAUGGUUUUAAAUGUGCGGAUCCUGCUUUGAAACAGUCCUAUAAAAUCAACAGGUAAAACUCCCCUGGUGCAACUCUACCUUCAAGCUAGCAAAGCUGGCUUGAUGCUGGUGUACCGAGAGGCACAGCGGGAGCUGUAUGGUGGAGAGGAGCAGGUCUGAGCCCCAUGGGUCUAAUCAGGACAGCAGUCAGCCCCACGCCUGAUCAAAGAGUGCAGUCUUCUCUCUUUGGUCAUAGCCAAAGCAGGACUAGUUCCCAGGGCUGAACCCUGAAACACUGAGAACCAGACUUUGCAAUAGCAUGUAGGUGCCCAGAGAUGGAGGUACGUAGGAUUUACAAAAACCCUGAGCAGGCUAAGUGCCUAACCCUUAGUGAAGUUAACAAGCCAUUUGUGCAUUGCUUGCUGAAAGCAACUUGUUGCUGAAUGUCCCUUCUGCUGAUUUUUGGGGAGAAGAGGAGCUGAGAGAAAUUAAAUCCCUUUAUGAAGUGGGCCAAGAAACAUUGCGUGGUGCAUUGCUUCAGUGAAGACUGCAGUAUGGGUGCUGCCACAUGGUGAAGGUUGCUGCAAUGCAAGGGCGGUCUCUGCAUUUGUAGGGCACCCUGGCACUUCAUGAAGUUUCAAACUUGAACAUCUCAGCCACUUCAGAUUAUUAUUGUUUUAAAAUGCACCGCAGCCAGCCUCCCAUAAUAGGAAUCAAACUGAGCUUUGUUUUGGCCUCUUGAUCUGCCUGAGCAUGGCCAAAUAAAGGUAUCUUGACCCUUAGAAGUAAUGAUGUGGUCCGUUUGCCUUCCAGCAAAACCAGUCUGGAUGAAUUCACACCAUUCCAUGCAAGCAAAAUCAUUUUGAGUGAAACUCGGAUAAGAAAAGCACCAAGGAAUCCAUAACUGCAGGGAGUGUUUGUCCCGUCGCGCCAAGGAGAUGUCCCGUGUUCUGUGACUAGUCUUCAAAGUCAUUUGCAAUUAGCCACAACAGUGUUAGAAUCACAUUAGCAAAUAAUUUUAAGCAUCUACCGGCAAGCCAAAUACAGUCUUUUAAGACAAUCAUGAAGAAUCUUGUACAGGUUUGCCAAAUAUCUCAAAUACCCCACAACUGGGGUUUUACCUUACGGAUCCUUGUCUUUUUAACUGAAUGUUCAGUGAAGGCAGUGUGGUAUUUUUUUUCUUUAAGCUUGUAUUUGCACUAUUUCUUAUUCAGGCUCCAAAGUAACAACCAGCGAGCAUUUGAACCAAACCAAGUAAGCCAAAGAGGUCCUGAACAGGCAAGCUGUGGGAGUCUCUGCUAGCACCUGGUAGAAGGGGAGCAGCGGAAGCAUGAUAGGGCAUCUCCCCGGGACUCGCAGAGAGCCACUGCUGAACCAAACUAUGCAAAGUGAUAGGGGGAUCUGCUCGUUUUCUGCUGUAGGGUCUGAGCCCGACUCCUGCCCAGGACUUUGCAGGGAACAGGCUAAGUACCUGCUGCACGGAGGUGGGUCCUGAGCAGCUCCCUGCAUGUGCAGACCCUGCCACCACCCCACAGAGUGGGGAUGGGUCUGUGAUCAGCACCGUCCAUCUAACAGCAGAGAGCUUGCCCUAGCACGACCCGCUCCGAAGUGCUUUGGCUGUCCCAGUGUAAGUGAGGACUGCCCAAGAGUGAGCCUGGAGCUGGGCUGAUUCAGCUGCCACGGUUGGAGUCCUGAGCUCAGUCUUGCUGGAGCUGAAGUCUGCCAUAUGAGACAUGAAAAGCAGGGAACAUGGCUUCAAACAGAAAACACUGUGCCAUUUGCUAGCACUUUGAUACAGAGAUAGUACUUAGGAUAGGAUAGAUUUUUAUACUGACUUAUUUUAAAACUACCCAAGCAGCUCUUAUUUUUAUGUUAAGAAAUGGUUAACAGGGUACAGAAAGUUUAUUUUAUUAACACUUGUUUACAGAAAAAGGGAAGUGUAUCUUAAACUGGGAAUCCUGAGCAGUGUCAGAGUUUCCUUGUGGGAAUCUAGCUUUAAUCCAAAUUCGAGCUUUCAAGGAGAUCCCACAGCUUAAAUCAUGCUCUGCUGAUUCCACCUAUUGCAUACCUGGCCUUAAGUCUCAGAAAUGAUAUCGAGAUCUCCUAUAAACUAGCUUUAAAUCACUUGCUCUGGAUUUGAUCUGGUGCUGUUGAAUACCUAUUCUAGCCCCAAACUCUAAAAUUGUCAUGGGGGACAGAAACUUAUGGAGAGGCAGUAUUGUCAUGAAGGAAGGUGAAUCUCCUGCCACAAAGAAAUACUUUUGGAUGUUGCUGAUGAAUGUUGUUUAUUCUAUUUAAGAAGAAUGUAACCAAUAUAUUUAUAUAUAAAUAUAUAUUGCAUAUGCUGUUUCCAUUUUAUCAUUUGAUUAAGAAUCCUUCAGUAUCCUUUCCUAUUGCUAUUUUUGUUCAUAAAGUAGAUUCAUUCCCUUUACCUGUUAAAACUGUAAUAAAUCUGCCAUUGGACUGCU